AUUUUAAUGACACACGUGAGAAGGACUUGAUAGCGUGGUUAAUAAAUUAAUUUUCAUUCCGAAGUAAAUUUCUCGAGCAAGUUUUGUCAAUAAUAUCCUAUGAGUUGUUACAUUGAAGAACCUUUAUUUGAUAUUCCUUUCUGUAGAGUAGAUGAAGCUUAUCUUCCUACUACAAAUCCUUGGAUUGUAAAACAAACUCAAUCAGAUUUGACAGGAGUUAUUGCAAAGGCAGAUGUUUUGUGCCCUGGAAAGAUUAAAAAAAGAGAGAAAUAUACUAACAAAUUGGAAAAACAGCUCAUAUCAAUAGGAGUAAAUUUGACUGAAGAUUCUGCCAACACAAUAAUAAAGUCAACGAUCAUGUCUGAUGAAGAUAAUUUCAAUAACUGGGACCCAAUGAAAAUAUCAUACGAACAAAAGCAUUUCAAUUCCUACAAGGAGCAGAAAUAUGACGAUAAUCCAGUUGAAAGACAUUGCCCUACCAAGAGUUUAGAUGGUUCUGAAAAAAUAUCUCCUACUAAAUGUGGCGUAGACGAAGUGCGACUUCAUGUAUACAACAUUCCUUUAUCAAUGACUGAGGAAGGUCUUACGAACUUAUUUUCUUCAGUCGGAAAUUGUUACAAUGUGAAAAGAUCAAAUUCAAUUUCUAACAAAAAUACUACUUACGGCUUUGUUUCUUACCGUAAUGUGCGAGAUGCUGAAGCUGCUAUCUCAAAAUUUAACGGAUUUGUUUUUGGUGGCAAGUACACAUUAGGUGUAAAGUUAUCUACUGGAAGAAACAACCAAUCAAUGAAUAAAGAAAAAAUUUUAUGGGGUGAUAGCGGUCUAGAUGGAUUAAGUUCUGGUGAAAGCCAUGAUCAAGAAGCAAGUAAGAAUACGACUCUUUCUGGUGACUCAUCAACAGAAUUCUCCAAAAACACUGGUCUCUCAAAAAAUACAACUGAAUUGAUUAAAAAUGAAAGCACUCGGUUACAUAUACAAGGUCUUGACGUUUCUACAAAUAAAAAUGAUUUGCAUGAGUUAUUUAAAGAUAUUGGUCCAAUAUAUAAUAUUAAAGUUGUUCCACCAAAGAAACCUGGCCAAUAUUCAACAUAUGGGUUUGUAACCAUGGAUUCUGUUGAGAUGGCUAGUUCGGCUAUUCAGAUAUUGAAUAACAGCAUAUUUAAAGGGAAAAAAUUAUAUGUGUCACCUGCUAACCCAAAUGUACAAAGUUUUAAAGUAAACAAGAAUGAAGAUGAAGUUUUUUAUGAUAAACUUUAUGAUGAUUCAGUUUGGGGUUGUGAUAAUAAAAAUAAUGAAGACCAAAAGAGUACUGAAAUUGUAGCAACAUCUAUGUAUCAUCAAUGUGAAGCUCAAUUAAAUGCACCUAAUAAAAUAUUGCCACAUGAUAGUUUAGAAAUUAAAAAAAUGAACCAUAUUCAUUCUGACACUUUUCACCAAUUGAUGCUCUCAGAAUUGUCAACAAGUUCAUUUCCUGAUUCAACAGAAUUUGAAGUCUGUUUUACAGAAAUUGUAUCUCCUGCACUUAUGUAUGCACAGAUAUUAGACGAUAAUACACUUGCUGCUUUACAAGAAGUUACUCUAAGGUUGCAAGAAAUUGAUAAAAUACAAGAUUUUACUUUGUUAAAACCUAAAAUUGAUCAGAUUUGUUGUGCAAAGUAUAAUGCUGAUAAUCAAUGGUAUCGUGCCAGUAUUAUAUGUUAUAAUACAGAUUUGAUGGCUACAGUAAAUUUCAUUGAUUUUGGAAAUCAAGCUGAUGUAGAAAUAAAAAACAUUCGUUGUAUUGACAAGCAGCUCCUUAGCUAUCCAAUACUUGCUUCAGUGUUUUGUUUGGAAGGUAUAGAAAGUACAUCAGAGAAUGGUGUCUGGGGUAAUGAUGUUGUUGAAUUUAUGGCUUUGUCAUUACUUAAUCAAGCUAUAAAAGUUAAAUGUUUGAGCAUUUCCAAUAAUAAAAUGACUUGUGAAGUUGAGUUACCUGAUGGCAGUUGUUUGUCACAAAAACUUAUUGCGAAAGGGUUUGCUAAAAGAAAAUCUUUUGAAGAGAUCAGUCAUAAAGAAACUUCUUUAAAAAAAACAACUCCAAAUGAUUCAUUUAAAAUCAAUUUAUUUCAACAUUACACUGUAAAGGAUAUUACUUUUUACUCUCCUUCCAGCUCAAACCUUGAUUUGUUAAUUACUCAUGUAGAAAGUCCUUAUUUUUUUUAUGGUAGAGUUGCUGAUAUAUCUCUUAAUGAAACUAUUGCAAAUAUAUCGGUAGAAUUAUAUGAACUUUACUCUAAUUCAGUUAAUAAUAGCAAUCACAAACCUGUAGAAGGAGAUGUUUGUGCUGGAUUUUAUGCCGAGUAUGGUGAAUGGUACAGAAUUUUAGUUUUAGCUGUUUAUUCAGAAACGGUUGUUGCAUUUUUAAUUGAUUAUGGUGAUGUUGUGGUAAUUCCUUUUGAUGGAUUGAGACUUUUACCUCCAAGAUAUAUAUCAUUGCCAUCACAAGCAAUUGCAUUGCGGUUAAAUAAUAUUAAACCUAAAAUAUUUCAAUGUGAAGAAGAAAAUUAUCCUGAGGCUGACACAUGGAAUACAGAAGCUGUUGAAGUUUUUAAAGAUCUGGUUUUGUUUAAAAAAGUCUCUGUUGAAAUAGUUUCUGAAGUAGAUGUUUCUAAAGAGAAAGCUACUAAAAUAAGUCUUACAUAUGUUAAAACUUUUGCUAAUGUACAUAUAAAAAUUAAUGACUCCGAUGUUGCAUCUGUUUUACUUUCUAGAAAUUUAGCUUGUCCUAAAGAGAAAAAAACGGUAAAUAUUACACAAAAUAUUACCCAAGAUACCAGCAAAAGUCAAGAAUCAAAAUGCAUUUUAAAAAGGGUAAUGUAUAAUGACCUCCCUAAAAUAGAUUUUCCAGUUGAAACUUUUUCAUUGCUAAUUGUAAAUACUGAUAGCCCAUCAAAGUUUCAUGGACAAAUUCCUGAUAUAGAUCUUAUUAAGGAUCUUGAUUUGAUGUCUCAAGAUAUGACAUCAUAUUAUAGUGACGAUAUUUUGGAGUAUAUACCUAUUGUUGGUGAAGUCUGUGCGGUUUUUUUUAUAACAUAUGAACAGUAUUUUCGUGCACGUAUUGACUAUAUAGGAAAAUCUGAAAUUAAAGUAACAUCAAUUGAUUAUGGUAAUACUCAAACUGUUGCCCUCGGAGAUGUAAAGCCUCUUCCACUUAAGUAUUCUAUAAUUCCAUGUCAAGCUUAUUCCCUUUCACUUUAUGGCAUUGUCGAGUUACAUGGUAAUAGUUGGUCUGAAGAAUGCUGCAGGUUUUUUAUGGAGUGUUGCAUAAACAGUAAGGUUGACAUUACUAUUAAGGAGAAAACAAAUGAUGUAUGUUAUGUAGAUAUGUCUUCAAAUAAUGUAUCAUCCUUUUCAAAGUUGUUGAUAGACAAAGGCUAUGCUAAACGUUCAGAUGAAGUUUGCGAAAGUGAAAGUAAACCGUUGGAUUUAUUAGAUAAGACAUAUACAAAAGAAGUAAUUGAAAACAAUAUAAGUAAGACUGAAAUAGAUGAAAAGCCUUUAAAAACAUAUGAUUCACCGAGAGACUUACAUGAGACUUUAGUGCUACAAUCUGAAGAAUCGCUCAAUAAAAGAAUAUUAGACCCAUAUACUAAGUUACCCUUGUUUACUUUACCUGAGAAAUUUGAUAUUUUAGUUUGUCAUAUUGAAAGUUUGGAAUGUUUUUAUUCACAAGUUUGUGAUAAUGAACUUCUAACAAAGAACUAUGAGAUGCAAUUAGAAAUGUAUGAUCACUGCCAGUUAAGUGAAAUCAAAUCCUAUUUACCAAAAAAUGGAGAGCUAUGUUUUGGAUAUUUAGAUGAAGCUUGGUAUCGUGUCUAUGUUAAAUAUGUUAGUAAUUCAUCAGCAAAUGUAUUUUUCAUUGACUAUGGGAACUGCUGUGAUCUGUCGUUUUCAAUGUUGCGACCUUUUACUAACACUUUUUUAAAGUUUCCUUCCUUGGCUAUACCAAUGAAACUUUACAAUCCAAAAAAUGUUAAACCUUAUGCUAGCGUUAUAGAAGAGUUUAGAAAAAGGACGGAAAAUAGAAGGUGUUCUGCUGCUGUCAAAAGUGUUUUAAGUGAUGGGUUUUUAGAAGUAGAUAUAAUAGAUGAUUCUUUUGUUGAUGUUAUGUCUGUAUUAGUUUUAACAGAAGCAUCUGAAGCAUCUUCAUCAGAAAUAUCUGAAGCUCUAAAUGAUAAUCAAACUGAUGUUUGCGAUAUUUUAUCCAAACCUGAUGAACGUUUGCCUAAAAAGUUUAACGAUGCGAAUACAACUCUAGAAUCAACAGUAAACGAUGUAAUGCAUAAUGGCGGGGAAUCUAAGGUCUUAACAGCAAACAACUUUACGGUUUCAAAUCUUCCACGGCGUGAACAUCCAUUAGAGUCUGUGUCGUUUAAAAUGCGCCUAUCAUUUUUACCGAUCUCAAAUAAAGCUGUUAUUAUCUCAAUAACUCAUAUUGAAUCGCCUUACUUAAUUUAUGGAUUAAGAUUAGAUUCUCUCGAUGUAGUUAAGAAUCUUUCAGAAAAAAUUUCUUAUUUGGUAGAAGAGAGUAAUGAAACUUUACAUUUAAAAGCUGGUGCAUUAUGUUGUGUUCAGAAAGAUGGAAAAUGGUUUCGAUGUGUUGCAUGUAGCGUAGAUAGUUACAAGGUUGUAGUAUUUUGCAUAGAUUAUGGAUUUACGUUAGUUGUUAAUCAUAACUGCAUUCGUCCGUUUUUCAAAGAGCUCAAAGAUUACGCAGCGCAAGUUAUACCAAUUAAAUUGAUGUUUGUUAAGCCAGUAAAUGAAGAUCAAGAUUGGUCAGAUAGCGCUAUAUUCAAGUUUAAAAGUAUUGUAAAUAAUCAAAAUGUUAAAGUUAUAUCGAAGCAAAAUCAAGGUGUAUUUUCAAUCGUGAAAAUGAAACUAAUGAACGAUAACGAGUCUGUUGAAUUACUUAUGGAGAAAAUGGGUAUAGCUGUAUUAAACUCGUUUGUUACGGAAGCUGAAAACUCAAGUGGUGAAUAUAUUAAAAAAGAAGUUAUUCCUUUUUCUGACAUUUACAAGAAAGUUAUGUAUGAGACAAUUCCACAAGAUGAGUUUAAAGCUAUAGUCAUUUAUGCGGUCAGUCCUCGAAUCUUUUAUGUACAAAUCUUUGAUAAUGAAAAAAUUGCUAAAGUCGACGAAAUAAGCGUUAAACUUCAUGAGUUAUAUGAUAAUGAUGAAAGAGAACUUGAAUUUUGUCCAGGCCAGCUAUGUUCAGUCAAGUAUCGUGAUCAAUUAUGGUAUCGUGGUUACAUCAUUAGUAUUUCCGAUGAUUUUGUUAUUUAUCUUAUCGAUUAUGGUAUAAAAGCAAAUAUCAAAAGAAAAAACAUAAAACCGUUACCUGAAGAGUUGCAGAAAUAUCCUGCUCAAGCUUUGGUUAUGCAAAUUAAUAAUUUAAUUCCAUCAAGAUCGGCUGAUUCUUUUAACCGUGAUGCAAUACUUGCAUUUAGAUCGUUGACCGAAGGCCGUUUAGUAAGGGUUCGAUAUAUCACUUCAAUUGGAUACCGUCAUCGUGUUGAUAUCAUUGACGAUAUUUCCAACGAUAAUAUUGGAUUAAAGCUGGUACAAAAGGGUUUAGCUGAUUAUAAAAGUAUUGCACAGACACCUUCAAUGAGGUCGCCUGAGAAAGGACUAACUUAUAGAACAUUAAGAGAUAUGCGACAUAAUGUGGUUAAACAGUAUAACUCAAUCGGACAGUCAAACCAACAAAAACAGUCUUAUCAACAAAAAAAUUGCUCUCAUAAUGAUGAGUAUUGCGCGGAUAAUACACUCUAUCGUGAACAUCGUACAUGCUCUAGCACACCGCUUGCUCGGCUGAUUUCUUCAACAGAGGACGGGAAACUUCGAUAUCCUCGUAACAAAUGCGAAGAAAAGUAUAGUCUAUCAAACGGUAAAGACAGUGGAAGUACUUAUAACUGUGCUAAUGGUGUGGCGUAAUAGUUUCGAGACCAUUAACUUGUUUUUUUGAAAGUUGUAAAAUAAGAAAAAUAAGUAACUUUUACGUUUUUGAAUUAUCUGUAUAUCCGCAUAUCUGUAUAUGUUAGUCUGCAGAAUUUUUUUAAUGCAGCUAUUUUAUAAACAUAGUAA
Molecule: messenger RNA, 6123 nt
Organism: Hydra vulgaris (swiftwater hydra)
Lineage: Eukaryota; Metazoa; Cnidaria; Hydrozoa; Anthoathecata; Hydridae
Product: tudor domain-containing 6
Biological process (GO): piRNA processing; P granule organization; spermatogenesis
Cellular component (GO): P granule
Molecular function (GO): RNA binding
Source: RefSeq, a predicted model, not a curated record